This is a messenger RNA of Tachysurus vachellii, 2699 nucleotides long. RefSeq names its product heat shock protein 12B (gene hspa12b). The transcript is spliced from 14 exons. Lineage: Eukaryota; Metazoa; Chordata; Actinopteri; Siluriformes; Bagridae. Bases 465 to 2534 code for a protein of 689 amino acids. The record is from RefSeq and is a predicted model, not a curated record.
UCCAGAGCCAACUAAAACUUAUGUGUAUGUGUGGCUCUCUCUGUAUCACCCUUUCCUCUCUGACAUUCCAAUGCAGUUGAGGGAUUGAGUGCCUGGAUACAGACACAGGAGGCAACACACUGCGAGGGAGUGAAAGGGAAAUCUCUUCUCUGGGCUGUAGACUAAAAAGUGUUUGGAUAUUGUCCACCAGCUCGAACUUUGAGCACAGUCUAAUUGUGCCUUUAUUUUUUCUGACUUCUUGAUUUCUCUAGCUGAACAUUUCAUCAAUAAAGAGCAUCAGAAAUAUUACAAAGCAUUUUCUCUAGCUGUGGAUUUAAACACAAGUGAUUGGGCACAAAGAUCAGAGAACUGGUUCAUCAAUCGCAGGGAAAGGAUAUAGACAGGUACCAUAAGAAUCCAGGAACUAAGCAGAUAAGAACAUGUUGGAGAAGAAAUAAAAAAGCUGUGAUAGCCCUGACUCCUCCAUGAUGGCAGAACUGCAGCCCAGCACUAACAGUCUCCAGGUUCCAGAUGAGGACAGUUGCAGGUCUACAUCUCCAAGCAGCUCCCCCUCUCCCUCCAGGAAUGACUGCAGUAUCGCUCCUCUCACUCCCUCACCCUCUCCGAGGACUGAGCUGAGGCCAUGUGUAGCACGUCCAUUUUCUGUAGUGGUGGCUAUUGAUUUUGGCACCACCUCCAGUGGCUAUGCCUUCAGUUUCACAGAGGACCCAGAGGUCAUCCAUAUGAUGAGGCGAUGGGAGGGUGGCGAUCCAGGUGUGGCCAAUCAGAAGAGCCCGACAUGUUUGCUGCUGACCCCUGAACUGCGCUUCCACAGUUUUGGCUUUGCAGCACGAGACAGCUAUCAUGACUUGGAUCCUGAGGAAGCUAGACACUGGCUCUACUUUGAUAAGUUCAAAAUGAAGAUCCAUAGCACCAGUGACCUCACCAUGGUGACAGAGUUGGAGUCAGUGAGUGGAAGAAGAGUUCGGGCCAUUGAGGUUUUUGCACAUGCUUUAAGAUUCUUCCGGGAGCAUGCCUUAAAGGAGGUGAAGGACCAGUGUUCAUCUGUACUGGAAAGUGAUGAAGUGCGAUGGGUCAUCACUGUUCCUGCUGUGUGGAGACAACCAGCCAAGCAGUUCAUGAGAGAGGCUGCUUACCUGGCCGGCCUUGUGGCUAGAGACUCCGUUGAGCAGCUACUCAUUGCUCUUGAACCUGAAGCCGCUUCAAUCUAUUGUAGAAAGCUCCGCCUCCACCAGGUCAUUGACCUCAGCCAGAGACCAAUGACAAAUGGCUUGGAUGUGGAUGGAUCCCACCCCUUUGACUCUAGUUUUAGGCAAGCACGUGAACAGCUUCGCAGGGCCAGACACAGCCGAACGUUCCUCGUGGAGAGUGGAACUGGGGAACUGUGGUCUGAGAUGCAGACGGGUGAUAAGUACAUAGUGGCAGACUGUGGAGGCGGGACGGUGGAUCUUACAGUACAUCAGAUUGAACAGCCUCAGGGAACACUGAAGGAGUUGUACAAAGCAUCAGGAGGUCCCUAUGGUGCGGUAGGCGUAGACCUGGCUUUUGAGGCCAUGCUGUGUAAGAUAUUCGGCACAGACUUUAUUGAAACAUUUAAAGCCAAACGUCCGGCUGCCUGGGUGGACCUGACCAUCGCCUUUGAGGCCCGCAAACGCACAGCAGCCCCAAGCAGAACAAGUGCACUCAAUAUCUCACUGCCCUUUUCCUUCAUCGACUUCUACAAGAGACACUGUGGCCAGAGCGUGGAGACAGCACUACGCAAGAGCAAUAUAAACAUAGUAAAAUGGUCUUCUCAAGGGAUGCUAAGGCUUACAGCAGAUGCUACAAAUGAGCUUUUCCAGCCCACCAUCAGCAAGCUCAUCAAACACAUUGAGGAGCUGAUGGAGAAGGAAGAAGUUAAGAACGUGCGCUUUCUGUUCUUGGUGGGUGGCUUUGCUGAGUCUCCAAUGCUCCAGCGUGCAGUCCAGAAUGCACUGGGCCAUCGCUGCCGCAUCAUUAUCCCUCAAGAUGUGGGUCUUACCAUCCUUAAGGGGGCAGUGCUUUUUGGGUUAGACCCCACAGUGGUACGAGUCCGCCGCUGCCCUUUAACAUAUGGUGUUGGUGUCCUAAAUCGCUUUAUUGAGGGUCGUCAUCCACAUGAGAAACUUCUCAUAAAAGAUGGCCGGCAGUGGUGCACAGACAUCCUGGAUCGCUUUGUUUCUACUGACCAGUCAGUGGCCUUGGGAGAGGUUGUCAGGCGGAGCUACACUCCAGCCAGAGUGGGCCAAAGGAAGAUUAUAAUAAAUAUUUACUGUUGCACUAGUGAUGAUGUAGUGUACAUUACAGAUGCUGGAGUUAGGAAGUGUGGCACCAUAACACUGGAUCUGCCUGAGGGGGACACAGGUGCCAUCAGCAAAGGAACAAAUGGAGCAGCACUUGAGCGCAGGGAGAUACAAGCCACCAUGCAGUUUGGAGACACUGAAAUUAAAGUGACUGCUAUUGACAUGGCCACAGGGAGACAGGUUAAGUCUGCUAUUGACUUCCUGUCUAACUAACCAAAAAUCAUCAUUGUUUUAAAGGCCAGAUAAUAAAGUAUAUAAACAACUCAAAAGACUAAUUCAGAAUCCAUUUAUCUGGAUACUGAAAUAUUUUGGCACAUUUUCUGUUUCUCAAGCUGUUUCAUUAUAAGAAACCACUUAAAAACUUUAUUUUUGUAUCUA